GGGCCAGGCCAGCAACCAGGGAGCAAACAAGGAGCCAAAGCAACACCCAACACUUUCGCAUUCCUACCACCUUCUUCCCAUUCUCUUCCGUCUUUAUUCUCCCCGCCUCGUAACCUACCUCUUCGUCUCAAGAUGAGGUUCUGGAAUAUCAUCAGCAUCUUCGUCCUCGCCCUCCUCCUCGUCGUGCCAGCUUGGGCAUGGGAGAACUCAGACCAUGAGAUCUUCGACUUGCAAGCAGCCCUCGAGUCGAGUGAAGGCAAGGGCGUUACAUUCUACUCCAUGCUCAAUCUCACCAAGGACGCUACUGCCCAGCAGAUCAAGACGGCUUACAGGAAGAGGAGCGUAGAGCUGCACCCGGAUAAGCACCCGCAGAAUCCCUCGGCAGCAAAGCGCUUCGAGCGUCUGGGCCUGAUCAACAAGAUCCUCCGUGACGAGCGCAAAGACCGGUAUGACCACUUUCUCUCCACCGGUUUCCCCAAGUGGCGCGGAACAGGCUACUAUUACGAGCGCUUCCGCCCUGGACUCAUCUCUGUCAUUGUAGGUGUUCUAGGCCUCACGGUCCUCGUGGAGCACAUGAUCAAGCGACUCAACUUCUCUCGCGACGUUGGAAGAGUUUCACAGCUGCGCAAAGCAGCCCUAUUCCAGGCUUGGGGACCCAAAUUCUUCCAGGUUCUCUACAAUGCCAAGGGCGCGCCUGCCGUCGCACAGGAGAAGAAGCUCAAACUUCAGGUGGCUUUCCUGCCUGAGCUGCCGGCAGGUCCUACUCCAGCAGAGGUGGAGCAAGGAAAGGUGGACUGGGAUGCUCUGGAGAAGGAGGUCAGGAAGAGCGCGCUCACCAGUGGUGGAAGCCCAGCUCGCACUGGAGAGGGCGCUCCACGGACAGUGGAUCUGCUGGUCACGAGGGAGAGCGAUGGAGAGGCCAUUGUCUGGCUUCUCGAUCCCGCCUCGGGCGAAUUCAGCGAGCUCAAUGAGGAGAAGAUGCUCAAGCCUACCUUUAAGGAGAGCUGGCCAUUGCGAAUUGUGCAGAGGUUCAGGGAGGGAAAGGCUGGUCAGGCGGUCGAGGAAGCUGCUGCUGAGGGAGCAGAGGCCGUGUCGAAGGCAAAGGAGAGCGUCGCUUCUUCGUCGGCUGUCAAGAAGAGCAAGGGCGGCAAAAGGCGCUAGAGCCAAGGCAGCGCAUGGGAGCAUAUAUGCAGAUGAGGAGAGCUGGGAGAAAU
This is a messenger RNA of Microstroma glucosiphilum, 1214 nucleotides long. RefSeq names its product DnaJ-domain-containing protein. The coding region runs from base 133 to 1161 and encodes 342 amino acids. The transcript is spliced from 3 exons. Lineage: Eukaryota; Fungi; Basidiomycota; Exobasidiomycetes; Microstromatales; Microstromataceae. Gene Ontology annotation, cellular component: endomembrane system. The record is from RefSeq and is a predicted model, not a curated record.